UUACUUUCUAACAUAGCUAGCUGUCUAGACCCACCUAUGAACUUGUGGCCUGUGCCUAGGGCUGAUAAUAUCACAGGGAUGAAGCCUGAGCAUUCUGUUUCCCAGAACCCCCUUUCCACAGUCAUGACCUUCCGGCCAACCACAGAGGAGUUUGCAGAUUUCAGCAAAUACGUUACUUACAUGGAAUCCCAGGGUGCACACAGAGCUGGCCUAGCCAAGGUCAUUCCUCCCAAGGGGUGGAGAGCCAGAGAGUCCUAUGACAGCAUCAGUGACCUGGUCAUAGCCACUCCUCUGCAGCAGGUGGUCUCUGGGAAGGCAGGUGUGUUUAUGCAACACCAUAAAAGGAAGAAAGCCAUGACAGUGGGCGAGUACCACCACCUGGCCGACAGUGAAAAGCACCAGACUCCUCUACACGAGAGUUUUAAAGAUUUGGAGAGAAAAUAUUGGAAGAAUCGCCUCUAUGGUUCACCCAUUUACGGUGCUGACGUCAGUGGCUCCUUGUUUGAUGAAAACACAAAGCAGUGGAACCUCAGGCGCCUGGGAACCAUUCUGGAUCUGUUGGAGCAGGAAUGUGGAGUUGUCAUCGAGGGAGUCAACACACCCUACCUGUACUUUGGUAUGUGGAAGACCACGUUUGCGUGGCACACGGAGGACAUGGACCUCUACAGCAUCAAUUACCUGCACUUUGGGGAGCCCAAAACUUGGUAUGCGGUGCCCCCAGAGCAUAGCCAGCGCCUGGAACUCCUGGCCAGGGAGCUUUUCCCAGGCAGCUCCCGGAGCUGUGGGGCUUUCCUGAGGCACAAGGUGGCUCUCAUCUCACCCACAGUGCUCAAGGACAAUGGGAUCCCCUUCAGCUGUGUGACUCAGGAGGCUGGGGAGUUCAUGGUGACGUUUCCCUAUGGCUACCACGCUGGCUUCAACCAUGGCUUCAACUGUGCAGAGGCCAUCAAUUUUGCCACCCCGAGGUGGAUCAAUUAUGGAAAAGUGGCAUCUCAGUGCAGCUGUGGGGAGGCGAGGGUCAGCUUUUCCAUGGAUGCUUUUGUGCGCAUUCUGCAACCUGAAGGAUUUGAGCUGUGGAAACGGGGUCAAGACCAGCUGGUAGUGGAACACCGAGAACCCCUGGUGGAUGCUAGACACCAGGUGAACACCAAGAUCAAAGUUCGCUUUCAGUGCAAAUCUUCCCCUGGCACGAGGCGCCUCCGUGGUAAGGGAUCCAGGCGUCUCAGUGAAUCUCUGGACACAGUCAGUGGGUUCAGGCGCUGUACUCCCAUGCCUACUGUGCACAGGCUCCUCUCCUCCUCCCAAAGGGCUUCUGUCCAGCACCAGGAUGCAGUCAUCCGUAGCUACCAAAGGCAGACCCAGAUCCAGUCCUCUACUCCAAGUCUGGUCAACCCGGAUUUCCAAUUCUCAGCAGGCAGACCAAGUAGAGGUCCUCCUAGGGUAUCAAAGGCUCAGGGUUCAACACGGCUGGCUCAGACCCAGAAGCUCCCUGUGAUGGGCACAGGACAUCCAGCUCUGGGUUCAGUGAAUCAGCCCUUGCCUGAGUGUGGAGCUUUGAUGGAGGAGCCUGGGCCUGUGAGCCCUGGGCCUCAGUUUUCUGGGAGGACUUCUGGCUGUUGUUGUGCCCCUGAUCUGCAAUUCUUGGGACCCCCACUAGAUCCCCACAAUCCUAUGCACCCUGGUUCGUGCUUGCUGUCCCUGGAUGACGUUACAACCAAUCUUCCUUUAGUCUUCCCAGUUACUGCUCCUAAAGUUGAUAUGCCUUUGGGAAGGUCCUCAGGGCGCAUUGCUGGCAACAGCAUUUCCCCUGUGAACCUGGCUGACGUUGUAAGGAUGGACCAUUCUUAUUCCUCUAAGAUCCUGGAUUGA
Fukomys damarensis (Damara mole-rat) is the source of this 1869-nucleotide messenger RNA. Its product is annotated as lysine-specific demethylase 4D-like. The transcript has a single exon. NCBI's taxonomy places the organism in Eukaryota, Metazoa, Chordata, Mammalia, Rodentia, Bathyergidae. Gene Ontology annotation, biological process: chromatin remodeling. Bases 37 to 1869 code for a protein of 610 amino acids. The record is from RefSeq and is a predicted model, not a curated record. Gene Ontology annotation, cellular component: nucleus. Gene Ontology annotation, molecular function: histone H3K9 demethylase activity.